AAGUGCUUCAAAUCAUUUUGGCCCUCAACCUCCACUAUAAAAGCUUCCUCUUCUACUGGCGCUCGCCUUCUCCGCCGAACACAGCUCCAUCUUCCGCACUUCAACCUUCCAAAUCGAAGUGGUCGUUUUCCUGAACCUUAGACUGCGGCAACCAUGGUGAAGGGAAGCAAGGGAGAAAGAGUCAGACUCUACGUCAGAGGAACUGUCCUUGGCUACAAGAGGUCGAAGUCAAACCAGUAUCCAAGAACAUCACUGAUCCAGAUUGAAGGUGUGAAUACCAAGGAAGAGGUCGCGUGGUAUGCUGGAAAACGCUUGGCAUACAUUUACAAGGCCAAAGUGAAGCAAAAUGGAACUCACUAUCGAUGCAUUUGGGGCAAAGUAUCCAGGGCUCAUGGUAACAGUGGCAUUGUUCGAGCUAAGUUCAAGUCAAACUUGCCCCCAAAAUCCAUGGGUGACAAAGUUAGGGUAUUUAUGUACCCCAGCAAUAUUUGAGUUCCUCUGAUCAGCUAGCUAGAGGUCAGGUUUCAUUUCUUUGUGGACUUGGAUGGAUCAAUAUUUUUCUCUUUUACUUUCUUCCUUCUGGACCCAAUGUUUAGGUGAUGAUGUUUUCAUGUAAAACUUGACUAAAUUUUCGACGUUCAUUAUGGAAUAGUACUUUCAAUUUUGACCGAGCUUCAUAUUAA
This is a messenger RNA of Cucurbita pepo subsp. pepo (vegetable marrow), 683 nucleotides long. RefSeq names its product large ribosomal subunit protein eL33w. Gene Ontology annotation, biological process: translation. Lineage: Eukaryota; Viridiplantae; Streptophyta; Magnoliopsida; Cucurbitales; Cucurbitaceae. Gene Ontology annotation, molecular function: structural constituent of ribosome. The record is from RefSeq and is a predicted model, not a curated record. Gene Ontology annotation, cellular component: ribosome.